Molecule: messenger RNA, 1513 nt
Organism: Pteropus alecto (black flying fox)
Lineage: Eukaryota; Metazoa; Chordata; Mammalia; Chiroptera; Pteropodidae
Gene: NTAQ1
Product: WDYHV motif containing 1
Exons: 6
Coding region: 123-752 (209 amino acids)
Cellular component (GO): cytosol; nucleus
Molecular function (GO): protein-N-terminal asparagine amidohydrolase activity; protein-N-terminal glutamine amidohydrolase activity
Source: RefSeq, a predicted model, not a curated record
GCUCCGCCCACUCGGCCCCGAGAACCCGCGCUGACUGGCGUACGCCCGCUCCUUUCCCGAAGCCCGCCAGCGUAGCCGGUCCCCUUGGCUCGCCUCAGGCCGGUGCCCUGGCCCAAGCCACCAUGGAGGAGGAUGUCGCUGCCGCCACCGCCGCUGCCGCCUGCUACCAGCCGGCCAGCCCCCCACGGGACGCCUGUGUCUACAACAGCUGCUACUGUGAAGAAAAUAUUUGGAAGCUCUGUGAAUACAUCAAAAACCAUGACCAGUAUCCUUUAGAAGAAUGUUACGCUGUCUUCAUAUCUAAUGAGCGGAAGAUGAUACCUAUCUGGAAACAGCAGGCAAGACCUGGAGAUGGACCUGUCAUCUGGGAUUACCAUGUUGUCUUGCUUCAUGUUUCAAGUGGAGGACAGAGCUUCAUUUAUGAUCUCGAUACUGUCUUGCCAUUUCCCUGUGCUUUUGACGCUUAUGUGGAAGAUGCCUUUAAGUCUGAUGAAGACAUCCAUCCACAGUUUAGAAGGAAAUUUAGAGUGAUCCGUGCAGAUUCAUAUUUGAAGAACUUUGCUUCUGACCGGUCUCACAUGAAAGAUUCCAGUGGGAACUGGAGAGAGCCUCCUCCAUCGUACCCCUGCAUUGAAACUGGAGAUUCCAAAAUGAACCUGAAUGAUUUUAUCAGUAUGGAUCCAGAGGUAGGGUGGGGAGCUGUCUACUCGCUGUCUGAAUUUGUACAUCGGUUUGGCAGUCAAAACUACUGAACUUGACAUCUGGAUGUAGAACCGUGGAGAAAUUCUAAAACAUGAACGAGUCAGUAAAUGUUACGGUACAUUUGGCUUGGAAUUACGUUUUCCUCUUUUAAUUCAGUUCAGUUGAAAAAUGAGUGAACAAAAAAACAGCUAAAUAAAAAUGUUUUUUGUUUUUGUUUUCUGAUAGGUUGAAACUUGAUAUGGUGUAUAUUUGUUGAGAUAUUCCUAUGGCUCAUUUGUUACAACAUUUGGUGACUUAUGCCAGUAACUGCUUUUGUUGUGAUAGAUGUGUGAACAUUGUGUCUGUUCUGGUCGUUUCAUUUCUCUCCAGCUACACUGUAAGCUCCUGGAGGGCAGGGCUGUGGCUUACUGUUCAGUGAAUCUCUAAUACCCAUAAAAGGUCCCCGUAGAUGUUUGCGAGUGAUUGUGUUGCUGCUUGAAGAGGGCUGAUGUUGUGAGCUGAAUCAGCAAUAAGUAUUAGUCUUGUUGGACUAUUUAUUAUGUUCUUUAAAAAGAUCGCGGCCCUUUCAGGCUUGAGUGUUAUCUGACCUAUUUAUGUUUGUUUGUUUUUUUCAAUAAAAUUGAUUUAAUUUUGUUUUUAAGAUUUUGUGUCACUCUUGAUGACCUGAGAUACCCAAGAAUAUCUCAGUCGUAGAUGAGAACUAUUGCUUUAAAAUACAUUUAUCAAUCUUCCUUCUUGAAGAUGUUUUGGAAAUUUGGCUUUAAUCGUAUAAUUCCAAAUAAAAGAUGUUUGACAUUAAACUGGCACAUAA